This is a messenger RNA of Vitrella brassicaformis, 3135 nucleotides long. NCBI's taxonomy places the organism in Eukaryota, Vitrellaceae. The record is from the annotation of a GenBank genome assembly.
UCGGCGACAGUGCGGUGAGGAACGCAGUCCCUCGCCGAGUAGAUCUACUUGGGUUUGCAGGUCAGCUCGCGAUGUACCGGACCGCCGUGGACCCCCUGAUAUUCCUCGAUGGGACGCCGUUCGGCCACUUCCACUCGAUUCUAUUCGGCCUCACUGUGACGUCAUGGUUCCUCAUCGGGUGCAUCACCGAGAUGGUCCCGCUGCUCUACUCGGCCAUGACGACCGAGGCCUGGAUGGGCGGACACGACGGAUUCGGAUGGCUGGUCGGCGCCUCACAGAUCGGCUCACUCAUCGGCAACCUCCUGGGAGGCGUCAUGUCGGAUGUGCAGGGCAGGCGGCCCGUCCUGCUGACCUCUCUCUUGGUCAUCGGCCUGGGCUGCGGCACUCUCGCCACCACCACCGUAUGCAAUGACUACGCCAUGUGUUGCGCCGGCAUUGUGCUGGUGGGUGCGGGCAUGGGGGGCAUCACCGUGACUUACCCGGCCCUGCUCAACGAGUGGCUGCCCGAGUCGCUGCGGCAGAAGUGGGUGCAGCGCUUCCAGAUGGGGUGGAUCGCCGGGGGGCUCACGGCCGUCGUGGUGGCCUUUCUGUCGUUCCCCCAGUGGCGCCUGGCCUUCCGCUUCCUCGUCGUGCCCAGCGUGCUGCUGCUCGUGGGGACCCUGACGCAAGUGCCCGAGUCGCCGAGGUUUCUGCUGAUCAAGAAGAGGGAGAUCGAGGCGCUGGAGAAGAUCAACUUCAUGCGCCGUGUGGACGGCCAUCGACCCAUCCGGUGGCUGGACCUGCAGAGCCACCCCCCGUCGGCCGCCAGCACCCCCACGGGCGGCUCGCCGCGGUCCAUGUCGUCUCUACGCAUCCCCAAACAGAGCCCCUCUUUUGUCGUCGCUCUCGGCCAGGUGUGGGCCAGCCAUCACUACAGGCGGCUGGCUGUGGUGCUCAGCCUCCUGACCUUCCUGCUCUCUGUGGCCAGCACCGGGCUCAAGGUCUGGACGCCCUACAUCGGGCAGGAGAAGGCCGACAAGGCUGGCAGGAUCGCCGCUGACGAGGUGCUCGGCGAGGCUAAUGAGGCUCUCCCUUCUGUCGCUUCUGAUGCCCUUGUCGGAGCCUCUGAAGAGCCCUUCAUCAACGGCAGCAUAGUGGUCAACGACACGUCAGCCACACUGCCUUGGGCGCUCUUCAACGGGACCCUGUUGCCCCACGACAUAUUCCCCGGCGGCCUGCCGGCUGUCCCGUCCGCCAGGCAAGUUCCCAUCCGGCUUGUGCAGCAGCAGAUACAGCCGGACCACCACCACCACCUUGGCAGGCGCAUGAGUGCUGAGAGAGGUGUGUUGGACGAGUUCAGGAUGUAUGACGACUUGGACGGCACUGAGGGGGAGGGCGGUCGGAUCAGCCUGGGGUGGCUGGUGGUGCACGUGACCAACGGGGCGAUGAUCGUGAUGUCGGUCAAGCUGAUGGAGUGGAUCGGGCCGCGCCGCACCCUGCAGCUGGGCCUGUGGGCGUCGGUGCUCUCGUGUGUCGCCAUCCUGCUCCCCGCAUACCAACGGUCAGAAAGAACAACAUAAUGCCGACCGACAUACGUUAGGACGGAUGGAUGGAUGGAGGCAGCUUCCCUAGCUAUGACCCUUCUCUCCUUGCUGUAUCGAUUGCCUUUGUGUGUGUGUGUGUGUGUGUGUGCAGGUGGUGGGUGACGAUAUGCGACACGAUGGUGUUUUGCGCCCAGACGACCGCCUGGGUGCCGCUCACGGCCAUGCAGAUCGAGUCGUUCCCAACCUCUGCCAGAGCUGCAGGUAAGUGGGUGGGGGGGUGCCUACCUGUCUGUCAGUCAGUCAGUCAGUCAUACACAGAUGCGAGGCUGCAGGCCAGGCAAUGCAUCACUUCACGCCCCUCUCCCUCCCUCCCUCCCUCCCUCCCUCCUUCUCUGUCUGUCUGUCUGUCUGCCUGCCUGUCUGGCGUCCGUCUGUCGGUCAUGUCGGUCAUUCAUUCAUUCAUCCUAAUCCAGGUUUGGGUUUGAUGCAGCUGGUCAACUCGAUGGGCAGCUUCCUUGUGGGUCCAAUCGGCAGUCUGACGAUCAGCAUGGCCACCGCCUACGGCCCGCCCCAUUCCGUCCACCCGGCCCUGCUGCCGCCGUGGGCCAUGUCGCCCAGCGUGCUGCUGGUGUCGGGCUUCGGCCUCUGCUACCUGCUCACGUGUGUGUGCUUCUGUUUCAUGCCCGGCAGACAGCGGCCGGGGAGUGGGGCAAAGGGGCAAUGGGACCCUUGAUUGACAUGAAGGGGUGAGUGAACAAAUGGAUGGCCCAUUGAUCUGAUUGAUUGAGGCGAACUGUGCUGUGCUGUGACGGAGAGGGAGGGAGAGAGCUUUGAAAGCUCGGGAGGGGUGCGAGAGGUGGGUAAGCCUUCUUGAGAGUGCCUAUGGUUGCGUGUGUGUGUGUGUAUGUAUGAGUGAGGCAUGAGCUACUAGCAUGGCAGCAGACAGAGGAGGCGACAGGCAGGCAAGUACAUGUCAAUCGCAGCUAACUGCAUGUCAUUAAUUGUGAAUGGAUGUACACUUCGGGGCCAUGCAAUUUCAGACAGACGCAUGGCAGGCACAAAGAGGGAGGGAGGGAGGGAGGGCAUUUUCUGUAUGUGUUAUGCUGUCGGCCUCUGUUGGGCGCGUGUGUGGUUUAGUCCACGGGGCCGACUGAGGGGGAAGGAACUCGUCUGUGUUUUAAUGUUGUUUCGGUCUCUCGGCCAGCCGGUCGAUCGAUUGCAUACGUCCAUAUUAUAUCCCUUAUAUACUGCCAAAUGGGUGCACUGCACGCCACGCACCGGUGUGUCCCUAUCGCACAGCACACGGGGUGGGCAGAGAGAAUAAGUGCGUGAGUGAGUGAGAGUGAGUGACGCUGACAGACAGGCAGCUGGGCAACAAACAGGUCGGCAUUCCAUCGACAGACACACUGUGGCACACGACGUACGUACGUGUAUGUAUCAAUGUCCCUGGACUCAUGGUCCAGGGAGACACGUGUUUGUCUGUCACCUGGUAAGUCGCUGACACUUCAGGCGUCCCGAAGCCGCUGUGGCGAAACCGCCCCGCCUUGCACUCGCUCUUGGACGGCAGGGGCAUAUGGGCGGAUCUGAGUGUAAUCAGUGUGAAGUUGUGCGC